AUGCUCGUUACAUCGCUAUCAAUCUGGCUACUAUAUGUAGUAGCCAACGUCACCGGAGCUGUUACCGCCUACAAGGACCCUCAGGAGGUUGCAUCGAAACGUAUUGAGAAACUGCAAAGACAGUACCAGGAGUACAUUCUAGCAACGGUCAAGGCUCGCGAAUCAGGCUGUACCCCGAAGAAUAUGAUAUAUCGUCAAGAAUGGGGAUCCCUCUCCAAGCGUUCCCGCCUCGAAUACAUCAACGCAGUCAAAUGUCUUCAGCGCAAGGAUCCCAUAACCCCGAAAGAAGCUGCUCCUGGUGUAAAAAGCCGCUAUGACGACUUCAGCGCCACCCAUAUCAUGCAAACCCCCUUUAUUCACUUCAGUGACUUACCUCGCAAGGGUAUCUUCCUGCACUUCCAUCGCUACUUUAUCUGGCUUUAUGAAAAGGCUCUGCGCGAAGAGUGCGGCUACAGAGGGGCGCAACCGUACUGGGACUGGACCAUCUCGUGGGAAGAUCCGCGAAAGUCCAAGGUCUUCGAUGGCUCCCCCUAUUCCAUGGGUAGCAACGGUAUGCCAACACCUCACGGCCCAACCACCAUAUCAGCGUUUGGUUUUAGUCUUGAUAUACCUCCAGGCACCGGUGGUGGAUGUGUCUACGCCGGGCCCUUUCGGGACUAUAACGUGAGCCUAGGCCCGGUUGCUUUUGAGCCCAAAGGUGAGAUGGGCGGGCUUGCUUACAACCCGCGUUGCCUCACUCGAGACCUCUCUCCACUGUGGACCAACAAUACCAAGCCGUCGGAUAUAGCAGCCCUACUCACCGACUGUGACGACAUCGGCUGCUUCGACGGGCAGCUCGAGGCCCCUGAUGGCGGGCAUAGUGGCGGACAUUUUGGUAUAGGUGGCCUCUGUAUAGACGCCUAUGCCAGCGCCGGCGACCCAGCAUUCUGGCUCCAUCAUGCACAAGUUGACCGCAUGUGGACUAUCUGGCAGAAUUUGAAGCCGAAAACUAGAACCCACCAAGUUUGGGGGACAGGAACGGCAUUCAACAACCCGCCGAGUGCAAAUGUGACUUUGGACACGAUUCUCGAUUAUAAGGUGCUUGCGCCUAAGCAGAAAGUGGGUAGUAUAGGAUCGACCAUUGACGGCCCGUUCUGUUACAUGUUCGGUUCGCUUGAUCCCUUCGAAUCGUAUCCCCAGACGAGACUGCCUCGGGAACAUGUCCAACGCCUCAUCCAUAGCUUCCUUAGCAAGAUUGCAUUCCAGUAUUACCCUCUUGACCUGAACGCAACUUCAAAUCCAUUUCUCAUCUCCUGGUGGCCGCUUGCUCUGGGCGACCCGGCGUUGUUUCACGUCUCGCUACAGACAGCAUGUCUUGACGAGGAGCUGCUGGCCCAGAAGGGGUUUCAGACUUCUGACCUUCUCAUGGCCGACUCUGUGGCAUUGCUCCGACGAAAGGUUGAAGAUACGACACUUGCUGUCCAGGAUGGGACUAUCAACUCUGUGAUUACCUUGGCAGCUAUCGAAUUUGGAAAGGGAAACACCAAGGUAUGCGAAAUGCAUGUCGAGGGAGUGAAAAGACUGAUAAACAUGAGAGGUGGCAUAAAUUCGGUGAGACAAACUAGCCCUCUCACCGCGAGAAUGGUCAGCUGGGUAUCAAUGAUCGUCAUGGGCCAUCCACAGUUUGAGACCCAAGAUGACGUUGGCGUUGGGGAUGGCAUACCCCUCAUUCCGGAAUGGCAGUUGGACUUAGCUGGCCUUCAUGAUGAUCUACCCUCGAAACUGAGUUACAUAGAGAUUAGCUACACUGUGUGGAAUGUCUUCAUUCGACUCCGCAAUGCCUUCAAGCGGGCGAAACGGGUACCACUCCCUGCCACUCAACUCCAUGACCUCACCUGUUUUGUUAUACACCGACUUCUACUCCCAGUUGCAGAAAUACCGAUUCCUCGGGAGUCACCGAUUACGGAGUGCAUUCGCUAUUCAACCGUUUUAUACAUGUUUAUCGUUCAGGGUCCAACUUAUUUCUCGCACGCCGUCAUAUUUAAUACGAUUCUCACCCGAUUCAUGGAAUACGUCGUGAAAUUAGAGUCAGAAUCUCGCUCAUAUGACUCGCUUGAUUGGCUUACGGAAAAAGUAAAGGCUGUGGCCGCUUCUCUACACUUGGGUAGUUGGGGCGAUGUCCUCAUCCACAUCAAUAGUGUCCUGUGGUUGGAGACGCUACGGGACGGAGAUACCUUUCGUCCUCACUGGGAUGCAAUCUUCACUGCGGCUAACCCACCAGUGCAGCUAGAUUUUAGAAGCCGCUGGUUUUGGUGGUACUUACCAGGCCAGGAUUUAUCGCAACAAAAUCCUAUGAUCAACAAGAAAGAGAGGACGCGGGCUACUUAA
Molecule: messenger RNA, 2367 nt
Organism: Arthroderma uncinatum
Lineage: Eukaryota; Fungi; Ascomycota; Eurotiomycetes; Onygenales; Arthrodermataceae
Exons: 11
Coding region: 1-2367 (788 amino acids)
Molecular function (GO): oxidoreductase activity
Source: RefSeq, a predicted model, not a curated record